Molecule: messenger RNA, 370 nt
Organism: Closterium sp. NIES-67
Lineage: Eukaryota; Viridiplantae; Streptophyta; Zygnematophyceae; Desmidiales; Closteriaceae
Source: the annotation of a GenBank genome assembly
UAUCGCCUGCCAACAGACAAUCACAGCCGAGCAAAACUGUUCAACUGUUCAUCGCCAACGUCAUUCGACUGCACGGACUGCCACCGCAAUUAUUUCUGACCAAGACCCGAAAUUCACAUCGAAUUUUCUGGCGCCACUUGUGGGACAGUUCGGCACCAAACUACAGUUUUCCUCUGCCUACCCACCACACAUCGACGGGCAGACCGAACGAGUCAACCAAACUAUGGAGCAACUCAUUCGGACCACCUGUACUGACCCCAGACAUGGGAGAAAUCCCUUCCGCUACUGGAAUUCGCGUAUAACAACGCACCCUCCGCGACAACGCAUCAGUCCCCGUUUUUCCUAAAUCACGGACAGGACCCAGUGGUGC